Molecule: messenger RNA, 2088 nt
Organism: Olea europaea var. sylvestris
Lineage: Eukaryota; Viridiplantae; Streptophyta; Magnoliopsida; Lamiales; Oleaceae
Product: beta-glucosidase 46-like
Exons: 12
Coding region: 100-1653 (517 amino acids)
Biological process (GO): carbohydrate metabolic process
Molecular function (GO): beta-glucosidase activity
Source: RefSeq, a predicted model, not a curated record
CCUACUCCUCUUCCCCCAUGACACCUACCUUCCUCUGUCUAUAUCUAUAUUGUAGAUGGUGGGAAUGCCCUUGUGGUAAUAUUCUUACAGCAACACAGCAUGGAGAUUUCUUCAAGUCAUAUUGUUUUCUUACUGUUGGGAGUGCUUCUAUCUCCUUUCUUGGUAGAAUGUCAUCUCAAAACUCUGAAAUACAGAUCUGACACCUCUCAAUUUCCCCCGAACUUCCUUCUAGGGACUUCAUCUUCUUCAUAUCAGUAUGAAGGUGCUUACACGGCAGAUGGUAAAGGUCUAAGCAAUUGGGAUGUGUUUACACAUGAACAAGGUACUAUAGCUGAUGGAACCAAUGGAGAUAUUGCUGCUGAUCAAUACCAUCGUUAUCUGGAAGACAUAGAUCUUAUGGCUUCUAUGGGAGUCAACAGCUAUAGGUUUUCAAUUUCCUGGGCAAGAAUUCUACCGAAAGGGAAAUAUGGCGCUGUGAAUUUGGCAGGCAUCGACUACUACAACAAACUCAUUGAUGCUCUCCUCCUCAAAGAAAUCCAGCCAUUCCCAACACUGGUGCACUACGAUAUCCCUCAAGAUCUAGAGGAAAGAUAUGGAGGCUGGCUAAGUCCCAAAUCACAGGAAGAUCUUGAAUACUUUGCAGACGUUUGUUUCCAAAAUUUUGGGGACAGAGUAAAAUACUGGGUCACUUUCAAUGAGCCAAAUGUGUUUGCCAUUCAGGCUUAUCGUUUUGGCCGUUACCCACCAAGUCAUUGUUCCAAAGGAUUUGGGAACUGCACUACAGGAAAUUCAGAAACGGAGCCCUUCAUUGCAGCCCACAACAUGAUCUUGGCUCAUGCAGCUGUCGUUAAUUUAUACAGAACUAAAUACAAGAAGCAACAAGGAGGUCUAAUAGGAUUAACCGUACAGGACCUAUGGUUUGAACCCAAAAGCAACUCCACAGCUGACAAGCUAGCAACAGAAAGAGCCCAUGCUUUCCUUUCAAAUUGGUUCCUGGACCCAGUCAUACUUGGAAAAUAUCCAACCGAAAUGAAGGACAUUCUUGGAUCCACUUUACCAGAAUUUUCGAAAAAUGACUUGGUGAAACUACAGUCGUCAUUGGAUUUCAUUGGCUUAAAUUAUUAUGCAGCCUUCUACGUCGAAGACUGCAUGUUUUCAACAUGUCCAGCCAUACCAGGGGCCUCAAGAACUGAAGGUUUCAUUAAACAAACGACACAGAAGGAUGGCAUUCCCCUCGGGGAACCUACAGGGAUGCCGUAUUUCCAUGCUUACCCGGAAGGAUUGGAAAAAAUGGUCACAUAUUUAAAAGAAAGAUUCAAUAAUACACCAAUUAUUAUUACGGAAAAUGGAUAUUGCGAUGACAGCAAUUCGACUUCCACCAUUGAAGAAUCUGUAAAUGACAUCAAGCGAGUAAAGUUUCAGGCCAGCUACUUAGAUGCCCUGUCAACGGCCAUAAGGAAGGGAGCAGAUGUGAGGGGAUACUUUCUCUGGUCCCUCCUUGACAACUUUGAGUGGACAUUUGGAUACACAAAACGUUAUGGGCUUUACUAUGUUGAUCAGGUCACUCUAGAGAGAACCCCAAAGUUAUCAGCAAUUUGGUUCAGAAACUUCAUUGCAGAAAAUAUAAGAGCUGAACCUAGAGCCAACAGCUAAUUUCCCAAGUUUCCAACCUAGAGAUCCUGCAGAAUUUGCUAUUUUUUGGAUUGUACGAAUGCAGAAGGAAAUAUAUGUCUGACAUGUACAAGUCCUAUUGUUCGAAGUUGAAUAUUCUAUUAAGAUAUUACCAAAAAUCGUAUCUGUUGAUUUUCGAGCUUGACAACUAAGAAUGAUCACGAAUGAGAUCUUCCAGUACCUGAAAUAAAGGAGUCGAGAUAUGCCCUUGUCGCACCUCCGAUGCUUGAGUUAGAGGGAGAAUUUAUACGUGAUGCUAUAGACUAAAAGUUAUGUAAAAACUUACCAGAAUAAUGAAUAGAGGCUACAUAUUUAUAGAGGGUAUUUGACUUGUAUUAUAAUUGUAAUACCAAUCAUAAUUUAAUAGUAAUAUAAUUGAGAUAGAGCUCUCCUAAGCGUAGGAGUCUUGCGGUGAAA